AUGGCGCUCUUAGAGGAGCAACUAAAGGUUGAAGAAAGAAUACGAACGAUGCGAAUUCAAAAAGAAGCUGAUAAGACAGCAAGAACAAAUCGAGAUCAAAAGCCAUCAACUUCCCGCGAAAAACCAAAAAAUCCAACCGUCCCUUCAACUGUCCGUUCAAAACAUUCCAAGCAAAACCUAACACAGAAGAAAACAGCCAGAAAAGAACCCGCUAAAGACGACUCUCACAAAUCAAUGAACAUUUCCUUCAAUCAAAACGACACUGCAACGCUUCUCGAGCAGCUCACUUUACUGGAAUCCGCGCUCAAGCAUCGGCAGCACAAAUUGUUGACCAAAUAA
Oikopleura dioica is the source of this 339-nucleotide messenger RNA. The record is from the annotation of a GenBank genome assembly. Lineage: Eukaryota; Metazoa; Chordata; Appendicularia; Copelata; Oikopleuridae.